GAGCUCGUAAGAAAGUGCCCCUAUGCGAAAUCUGAGCUUGGUUCCUCUACACAGCGUCGACUGCACUACACAGCCAAAUGUCUCGACUGUCGGGAAAAUGCCGUACUCUCAGAUUCAUGCAAAAAGCAUAUAUUUCAUCACAACAUUUCAGUGCACACCUUUCGAAUCUAUCCGGUCUCUACGCCAUAUUCUUUCUUUCAAUAUCUCGACAAUCGCUUCCAGGAAUAUGGGAGGUACUUGCAAAAUGAGCUCAUUUCUGCUCUGAACUCUGCGACUGGGACACGCGAGUGUGGUCCCGAAGAGGUGGCUGUCUGGAAGACGGGUCCUAGUGGAACUGAGGUCUCGGGUAGAAGCCAUUCAGUCAGGAACGAGUCGAAGGUGUGGCCGGUUGGGACGAAGACGAAGGGUCGUCUGAAACGAGGCAGUAGGACGUCAGCGGCUGGGAUGCGUGUGGCAACUGUACCGGCGGAAAAACGGAUGGGCGAGUCCGGCAGUACAAUGAGAGUGGAUAGAGAAGGCGACGACCGGGAGACAACCGAAGCGGUCGCCUGGAGCUCCGUUGGUGGGACGAGGUUCUCGGCCGAUCGAAAAGCGUUCUCCUGCCUCCCGGCUCCAACGCUCUGGUUCGACGCCCGACUGGACACCGAGACUGUUGGCGGAUGUGGAGACUCAGAGCAUCCGGUAAAGAAGGAGGCUCGAACGAAUACAACAGGGCCCGAAUGUGAUGGUGACACUCUGACGGCCACUUGCCCUCUUGGAGCAACCGACGCCCUUGGAAACGGUACCAACCUACUGAGCCGAGCAGGACAUCGACUUGCUAAUCUGGCAGACAUAUGCCAGUCGAUGAAGAUGCAGCUCAAUUUGAUCAUUGUAUGGGCCAAAGCGUUGCCUUGUUUUCAGCAGUUGCCAAUCAAGUCACAGGUAGGCAAUCAGAAGGACAGAAGUUGUACUGAUAGAUCCAGGGACAUGGAGCGACAUGUUGACUCUUCUUUUAAAAGUCGAGCACAAAAAUUUCUCUUGUUAAUAGGUUUUAAGGCUACCAGUAUAUCUGAUAUAAGAGCUGUAUUCACCUUAUUUUUUUUAAGUCGAUAA
Molecule: messenger RNA, 1092 nt
Organism: Protopolystoma xenopodis
Lineage: Eukaryota; Metazoa; Platyhelminthes; Monogenea; Polystomatidea; Polystomatidae
Source: the annotation of a GenBank genome assembly